Messenger RNA from Rotaria sordida, 1008 nucleotides. The record is from the annotation of a GenBank genome assembly. Lineage: Eukaryota; Metazoa; Rotifera; Eurotatoria; Philodinida; Philodinidae.
AUGACUUCACUGACUUCAAAAGAAUCAAAUCAACUUUCUGAAGAAACUGGUCUUAGUAAAUUAUCAAUACAAGAUUGGCAUAAACGUUUUGUGCAGGAAUGUCCAACGGGUAGUAUAUCAAAAGAACGUUACAUUAAUUUAUAUCGUUCAUAUUAUCCUCGUGCACGUAAUUCGGAUACAUAUGCUCAAAUGUUAUUUACUGCAUUUGAUGAUGAUCGUGAUCAAGCAUUAAAUUUUCGUGAAUUUCUUCGUGUUGUAGCAGUUAGUCAAGGUACAGAUGAAAAAGCUAAACUUGAACUUGCUUAUAAAGCAUAUAAUCGUAAUCAAUCAGAUGCUAAUUUAACACGUAAAGAAAUACAAAAUGCUGUAAUGGCUAUAUUAAAUUUAGUUGAAACAAAAGAUGAUACAGAUGACAAUAAUGAUACAGAUAAACGUCAAACAACAAUUGAUUGGGUUAUGAAACGUUUAGGUUAUGAAGAAAAAAAUGAAAUAACUAAAAAAGAAUUUAUUCGACGUUGUAAAGGUGAUACAAAUCUAUAUGAAUUUUUAGCAUUUCAUUGUGUACCAAAACCAAAUUGUCCUGAUGGUGAUUUACGUGGAAAAGAAAAAUAUAAAAUAACCAUUAAAACUGGUACUGAAGGUAAAAAAUUAGUUCUAUUAAAAGCAUCAGGUACAGAUGCAAAUGUUUAUUUAAUAUUACAUGGUGAAAAAGCUAAUUCUGGUACUAUACAAUUACAAAAUUCACAAACACAUAAGGAUCCAUUUGAACAUGGACAUACAGAUGUAUUUAUACAAUUUUUACCAUCAUUAGGUAAAAUCAAAGGUGCAACAUUGUGGCAUACAGGUGAUAAAUCUCAAGGUUGGCUUGUUGAAAAUUUAAUGAUUACAAAUGAAGCAUCAAAUACGACAACAUAUUUUCCUGUACAACGUUGGCUUGAUUCUGAUGAAUAUGAUAAAAAGACAAAGGUUGAACUUAUUCCAAAUCAACCACCGGGUUAUGAUGAAUAG